This is a messenger RNA of Hibiscus syriacus, 1375 nucleotides long. RefSeq names its product protein EARLY-RESPONSIVE TO DEHYDRATION 7, chloroplastic-like. The record is from RefSeq and is a predicted model, not a curated record. The transcript has 4 exons. Bases 30 to 1316 code for a protein of 428 amino acids. Gene Ontology annotation, cellular component: plasma membrane. Lineage: Eukaryota; Viridiplantae; Streptophyta; Magnoliopsida; Malvales; Malvaceae.
AUCAAAGCAAAGUAAAAUAGAACAUCAUCAUGUCGUCUGCUCCUCCAAAACAACCCUCUUCUCUUUACCCACAGGUCGAUCUUUCAAACCCACACGCUACUUCACCUUCAUCUUCAUCUUCCUUGUACCCUUCUUUGGACACGAAAGAUUUAAUCGAAAAUCUCUUCCCCGAAGAUCCCACCACCUACCAAGAUUCUGAAGAAAAACUCCUCCUCAAGGUCCCCGGUGCCAUCGUUCACCUUAUCGAACCACAAACCAGCGUAGAGGUUGCUUCUGGUGACCUCUCUUUUGUUAGUCUCCUUCAAGGCGGCAACGUUGUAGCCGUUUUUGCUCGUAUCGGUGAUGAUAUCCAGUGGCCUUUGGCUAAAGAUGAGCCCGUUGUUAAGCUCGAUACUUCCCACUAUUUCUUUACUCUUCGAGUUCCCUCCGAUAAAGAUUCUAAACAAACCGAGGAUGUUUUGAACUAUGGCUUGACGAUUGCUGCAAAAGGGCAAGAGGGUUUGUUGAAGGAGCUGGAUAGACUCUUGGAGACUUACAGUUGUUUCUCGGUUCAAGAAGUGAAAGGGAUAGAGAACUGGAAUCUUGUGGACACAAGGAAUGUGGCGCCCGAAGAGUUCGACAGGAAGGAGAAAAGGGACUUGAUUGUGGGAAGUUCAAUGGCAUAUUGGACGACUCUGGCGCCCAAUGUUGAAGACUAUAGCGGAUCUAUAGCAAGGGCAAUUGCUUCAGGGUCAGGGUACAUUGUGAAGGGAAUUUUGUGGUGCGGUGAUGUCACUGUAGAUCGGUUGAAAUGGGGCAAUGAGUUCUUGACUAAGAGGAUGAAACCUGGUUCAACCUCAGAGAUCAGUCCAGAGGCAUUGAGAAGGAUGAAAAGGGUUAAGAAAUUAACAAAGAUGUCAGAGAAAGUGGCCAGUGGGAUUCUUUCUGGAGUGAUUAAAGUGUCAGGGUUCUUCACAGGUUCAAUUAUUAACUCCAAAGUAGGCAAGAAAUUCUUCAACCUGCUGCCUGGGGAAAUCGUUCUUGCUUCCUUGGAUGGAUUUAAUAAGGUUUGUGAUGCUGUUGAAGUAGCUGGAAGAAACGUCAUGUCUACCUCAUCUGUUGUGACAACUAAACUUAUUUCACAAAGGUAUGGAGAGAAGGCAGGAGAGGUGACAAAUGAAGGGCUUGAUGCAGCAGGACAUGCAAUUGGGACUGCGUGGGCAGUGUUCAAGAUAAGAAAGGCUCUUAAUCCCAAGAGUGCAAUCAAACCCACAACACUUGCAAAAGCUGCUGCACAAGCUAAUGCUGCUGAAUUGAAGACCAAAAAUAAGAAGUGAAACUCAUACGUAUCAUACAAAUAGUUUCGGGGCUGCUUUUUAGUUAGCAAACCAAAAAA